GGAGGUUCAGGACCAUCAAAUGAAGAAGCCAUGGAACAAGUGAAGCAGCAAAUCGCCAUGGCAAACCUUCAAGAGUUGAUUCAGAAAAUCACAGAGAAAAGUUUCAAGAAGUGUGUCACUAAACCAGGAUCGUCAUUGGACAAUUCUGAACAGAAAUGCAUCGCUAUGGCUAUGGAUAGAUAUAUGGACGCUUUUGAUGUUGUUUCUAAAACAUAUGUUUCUAGACUUCAGCGUGAAAUGAAU
This is a messenger RNA of Lottia gigantea (owl limpet), 243 nucleotides long. RefSeq lists its product as hypothetical. The record is from RefSeq and is a predicted model, not a curated record. The annotation marks the transcript as partial. The transcript has a single exon. NCBI's taxonomy places the organism in Eukaryota, Metazoa, Mollusca, Gastropoda, Lottiidae.